AUAGAGUCAUCUGGAUGAAAAUCUAAAUCAUCUUUCCGUAGUGAAAGCAGACGAUUUUACAUAGAUCCGAAACGUGUUUGAUCAGCUUUUGUGGAGUGAGAGAAUGCAAGUUAUUGGGGUUGACGGUCGUGUCAUUGGCUAUCUUUUUUGUUUUCUGAUACUGCAAGCGAAACUAACGAACUCAAGAACCUCUUGGAGGCUCAGUGCUGGCAAAGUCGUCAAAACAACAGACUUCGUGAGCACAGUUGAGGAUGAUCCUAUUCUCGAUAUCCUGGCGAGCAGCAUUAGUAUCGGAAAUGGACACAGUUGGAGUAGAACAGCUAUUUCUGAAAAAUACGAAAAGAUACAACCCUAUUGCCAAGAUUGUAAAAGUGUUGCUUCUGGAAACCAUGAACGACGAUUCUCGUCAUACGUGUUGAAGGAUACACCAAAUGCCACUGAAUCUUUCCCUCUAUCAUCUCAAGUGUCAAACGAGCAAGUCAUGUGCACUUCUGGUCAACAAUGUGAGGAUAUAAUUCUAGACUGUGGAAAGCCUGUCAAUUUCACUUAUUAUGACAACUUGCUUGGUGUUGCAAAUAGAGAUAAACAUCCAUUGAUUCCAGAACUUAAUGUAGUACUCAUGUUUAAGAAGGAUAGUGACAAAACUAUGGAUGUUGACAUUGAUCUGUUAGAGAAACGCUUAAUGAAAGCAAAAAGAGAGAAACCAAAAUCUGUCCAACUUUACAAUCAAAUAGGAAAUUUUUGGCGUAUAAAAGGUGAUGCACAAAAAUCAAUUGAAUGCUUUCGGAGAGCACUUGCUGUAUCACCACAUAAUGCAGAAGUUUUGUUAAAUUUAGCUCGAGUAUUAUUAGUUCAACAAUAUUUGGAUGAUGCAACAUAUUUAGCAAGACGUUCUUUGGAAUUACAACCUCCAGAUCGUAAUGCUUGGGAACAAUAUCUUACACUUGGUCAAAUAUUUAAGGCAUAUGGUCAUUAUCAAGAAGCAGCUGUACAUUUACGACAUGCUUUAGAAUUAAAACCAGACCUCUCUGAAGCAGCAGAAGCUUUAAGAGAGAUAGAGUCAAUUCCGGUUACAAGCAUACAUAUCUAUACAUUACUGAUAAUAAUAUGUCUGGUACUUGGAGUACUGUUAGUAGUUUUAAGCAGUGUAGAGUGUGAUGAAGAUUCUAGUCUAGUUAAUGGACAAUUUCAACGUCCAGUUCAACGUCACUUUAGUCGCGCUAUGGCUAUGCGCAGUUUACGACUUAAUGUUUCUCGUAAUAAACGUUGUUGAUUAUUUAAAAAAAAAAAAAUAAAUAACCUUGUGAUAGAAGAAAAUUUCAGCUACUAUUAUCAUUUAUCUAA
Bombus terrestris (buff-tailed bumblebee) is the source of this 1344-nucleotide messenger RNA. RefSeq lists its product as uncharacterized. The record is from RefSeq and is a predicted model, not a curated record. The transcript is spliced from 5 exons. Gene Ontology annotation, biological process: actin filament polymerization. Gene Ontology annotation, molecular function: protein binding. Bases 104 to 1273 code for a protein of 389 amino acids. NCBI's taxonomy places the organism in Eukaryota, Metazoa, Arthropoda, Insecta, Hymenoptera, Apidae. Gene Ontology annotation, cellular component: actin cytoskeleton; cytoplasm.